AUGCCUAGAGCUGGGGACGUGUGGAGGAGCCCUGGGGCGUGGCCGCGCGUUGUGGCCAGCGUGGCGGUCCUCUCCAUCGCCUGCAGGGUGGCGGCCCAGGACCCGCGCCUGACCAACCCAGUCGCCGACACGGUGUAUGUCACAUACAACAUUCAGGCCAGCCAGGGCGUGGCCGCUGCCUCGGCUGCGUCGGCAGAGUCCCAGUACGUGGCAGCCAGGGUAGUACCGCUCGCAACCGGCGACGGUGCCGCCGGCAACCUCCCCUUGCGGCCCGGCGAGACCCCAGAGGCCGCCGCCGCACGCUACAGGAAGGUCCCAGGCGUGCUGUCUGCCGCGCCCGAGCUGUGGGCAUUUGCCCAGGACGCAAGCGGCGAUGAUGGGGUGGCAGCAUCCGACACCUCCGCCGCCUCGCCCUUCCCCUACUACGCACCCACGGGCAACAAGAAGUGGGAUGAGAGCUGGGCGAUGGUGAAGACGUCGGUGGGGUAUGUGUGGGGCCGCGGCGUGGGCGGCCGCUCCGUGGACACUGCCCCCAGCAAGGACGGAGACGAGACGCGGGUCUGCAUCAUUGACUCGGGCGUGGACUGCGAGCACCCCGAGCUGAAGCCCAUGUGCGCAGACGGCGCCGCGUUUGUGCACAACAGGGCACCCCAGCUGGGCCUGCAGUACGCGCAGGACGAGAGCGGGCACGGCACGUACAUGGCGGGCCUGGUGGCCGCUGCCGCCAACGACAAGGGCAUGGCGGGCAUGCUGUACAAGGGGUCCGCAUUGUAUGUGUGCAAGUUCAUGGAUGGAGACGGCGUGGGCUACAUCAGCAACGCGCUGCAGUGCCUCAGGUGGUGCAUCUCGAAGAACGUCGCACUGUCAAUCGCCGCCUGGGGCACCAACUUAGGUGACAUGGAGUGGGAUGGUCCGGACACCGUGGGCGCCCUGUACUGGCAGUUCCAGGAGGAGAUGAAGCAGCAGGGGCAGCGCCACCUGCUGGUCACUGCGGCGGGCAACCAUGGGCGCCAGCUGCGCGAGCAGAAGGACUGCCGCUCCUUCUUCUUCAUGCCCGCGCAGCUGAAGCUGGGCAACAUGGUGGUGGUGGGGGCCACAGACGAGACGGACGACGUGUGGAGGGAGGGCGGCGGCAGCGCCACAGGCGACACCUGCUCCGCGCCGGUGGAGGGGGUGGGCAGCAACUAUGGGUCGCGCUGGGUGGACAUCAUGGCACCCGGCCGCCUGGUGUGGACCACGCGCCUGCGCACCGCGGCGGAGGCGGCCGACGGGCUGGCCACGUACAAGCAGGUCAGCGGCACGUCUGUGGCCACCGCACUGGUGGGCGGCGCGGCGGGGCUCAUCCUGGCGCGCACCUGGAACUGGGCGGCGGAGGACAUGGUAGAGGUUCGGGUGGCGCUGCUGGAGGGAUGCGACUCGGUCCAGGCCCUGUCCCGCAACCUGCUGGACAGCAGCCAGCAGGUGGUGGGGGGUGGCUGCCGCCUCAACGCCUACAACGCCCUGGCAGCAUACUACUCUGAUGACGACGACUGGCCCUGGCUGCCGCCCGGCAUGUGCGGCGUGGAGCCGCCGCGGCCGCCGCCCUCGCCCUCGCCGCCGCCCGCGCCCAGGGCCGCCGCCCAGCCCGCGCACAAUAGUGCAGACGAAACAGCGCCCGCCGCCGCCAAAGCCCAAGCCCCCAAGGCCGCCGCCGCCCUCGCCGAGACCCCCCAAGCCGUCGCCGAAGCCGCCGCCCUCCCCCAAGCCCCCCAAGCCCUCGCCGAAGCCGCCGCCUUCCCCCAGGCCGCCGCCAUCCCCUCGGCCGCCGCCACCGCCCAGCUGUGA
Chlorella variabilis is the source of this 1824-nucleotide messenger RNA. RefSeq lists its product as hypothetical. The record is from RefSeq and is a predicted model, not a curated record. Gene Ontology annotation, molecular function: serine-type endopeptidase activity. Bases 1 to 1824 code for a protein of 607 amino acids. Gene Ontology annotation, biological process: proteolysis. NCBI's taxonomy places the organism in Eukaryota, Viridiplantae, Chlorophyta, Trebouxiophyceae, Chlorellales, Chlorellaceae. The transcript is spliced from 9 exons.